Messenger RNA from Babjeviella inositovora NRRL Y-12698, 1347 nucleotides. It is a transcript of the gene MSF1, whose product is annotated as phenylalanine--tRNA ligase. The transcript has 2 exons. Gene Ontology annotation, biological process: phenylalanyl-tRNA aminoacylation. Gene Ontology annotation, cellular component: cytoplasm; mitochondrion. The record is from RefSeq and is a predicted model, not a curated record. The coding region runs from base 1 to 1347 and encodes 448 amino acids. Lineage: Eukaryota; Fungi; Ascomycota; Pichiomycetes; Serinales. Gene Ontology annotation, molecular function: ATP binding; tRNA binding; phenylalanine-tRNA ligase activity.
AUGAGUCUCUCUAGAACAUUGGCGAGGGUGCCGAUCCUUGCCAGAAGUUACGCACAACUUCCAAAGCCGAAGGAGAUCACGGUGAAUGGCUCCACGUACGCUACCGACGGAUGGACCAACAUUUCGUCGUCCAUUUUGCCAUUAACCGACCGCAAGCUUCACCUCGAUGCGAACCACCCUAUCGGAAUUUUGCGCAGCUUGGUGGAAAAGCGGUUUUCCGGGCUUGGUUACACCUUCUACAACGAGUUCCAGCCGGUGGUGACGACCCAUGAGAACUUUGACGUCUUGGGGUUCCCGAAGGACCACCCAGGCAGAUCCAAGUCUGAUACCUACUACGUGAAUGAAACGCACUUGUUGAGAACCCACACGUCGGCACAUGAGCUCGAGUGCUUCACCCAGUGCCCUACUCCGGGGUACUUUAUUUCCGCGGACGUGUACCGCAGGGAUGAAAUCGACCGUACGCACUACCCCGCAUUCCACCAAAUGGAGGGAGCGCGUGUGUGGUCUCGCACGGAGCAUGGGGCUGGGCUAGAGUCGAAGCUUGAGGCGGACAUCCAGGCUAUUCCUAAGACCGAUAUCAUUGUGGAGGAUCCGUCUUACAACGCCGUGACGAACCCAAAGCAGGACUUCAUGACUGACAGAGAGGCAGAGUUGGUCGGGACCCAUUUGAAGCGCACGCUUGAGUUGCUAGUAAAUGAAGUGUUUAACGAAGCUAAGGAGUCCGCAAGAUUGGCCGGUUCCCAAGAGCCAUAUCUUAACGAACCGUUAAAGGUGAGAUGGGUCGAGGCGUACUUCCCAUGGACGGCUCCGUCGUGGGAGAUCGAAGUCUGGUGGAAGGGCGAAUGGUUGGAGUGCUGUGGCUGUGGUGUGGUUCGUGAACAGGUUUUAACCAAUUCAGGGCUCCAGGACACUAUUGGAUGGGCGUUUGGGGUUGGGUUAGAUCGUAUUGCGAUGAUUUUGUUUGGUAUUCCGGAUAUCCGCCUCUUCUGGACCUUGGACGAGCGUUUCAAGCUGCAGUUCUCCGAGGGCAAGAUCACGACCUUCAAGCCGUACUCGAAGUACCCGGGAACCACGCGCGACGUCUCCUUCUGGUUGCCUCUCGCUGCACCAGAGGCACCGUUGCACGAAAAUGACUUGAUGGAGAUUGUCAGAAACACCGCCGGGGAUUUGGUGGAGAGUGUCAAGUUGGUUGACGAGUUUGUCCAUCCAAAGACUGGCCGUGUUUCACAGUGCUACAGGGUGAAUUACCAAUCCAUGGACAGAUCACUUACCAAUGAGGAGAUUAACGUGUACCAGGAGAUGGUGAGAAGUGAGUUGGCAGAGGCCUUCCAAGUUGAGUUGCGUUAA